This is a messenger RNA of Symbiodinium necroappetens, 1910 nucleotides long. NCBI's taxonomy places the organism in Eukaryota, Dinophyceae, Suessiales, Symbiodiniaceae. The record is from the annotation of a GenBank genome assembly.
GUGUGGACCCUCGUCCUCAAUAGUGGUAAGGCUGCUGGGGGAGCUCCAGGCAGAGGCACCCUUGAUGCGCACGGCGUCAUACUGCAGAGCUGGCACCGUGGGGCCAGAGCGUACGUGCAGCAAGACUUGUCUGCUUACUUUGACAGCAUCCGGCUUUCCCAGCUCCUUACCAUUUUGGACCACAUGAGAGCACCGCCUUGUUUGGGCAAGUUGUUGGCCUCCUUCUACAGUCAGGCCCAACGCUUGUUUAAAGUGCUUCACGUGACGGGGGAGAAGUGGCAAACACCUUCGCAAGGCCUGCUACAAGGCUGUCCGCUCUCACCCUUGUGCGCCCUUUUGAUUGGCAACGUUUGGCAUUCCUACGUGACUCAGGGCCCAGCAAGGGCUCUCAUUUUCGUGGACGACCGCCUCCUAUGGGCCGAGCCUGAGGCCGAAAAUGCGGAGGCAGCGCUUGCUGACGGGGUUGCUAGGACUGUGUGCUCUAGUUUGGUGUUCGCUGGCUUUGCUUGGGCAGCGGGCAUAGCGGCCCCGACCUCGAAAGACCUCAAUGCCAUCCGCCUGUCGAUCCACCACGCUCUUCGGUCACGGAUCACCGGGGAGACUCCGUGGGUGCUUUUUGCGGAGGUUCACGGCUGGCAGUGGGACCCUAAAUGGCUCGUGCAGUGGCGCGCUUUGGGUGCCGUCUGGCGACACUUGAAAAACGCCCGCAGUGAUGGCCCACUGCAGGCUGUCCUGCCGCACGCUGCAAGUACCCUUCUUGACCUAGGCUGGCAGAUGGAACCCAACGGUGAUGCUGUCUCCAGAGUUGAUGAUGUCGGACGGACGCGUCGGUUCUGUUUUGGAUGGCAGAACAUGAGUGUCUUGCGCGACUGGCUCGUGGAAGAGCACCGCAAGCGUGGCAUUGCAAGUUGUGGGCGUGUGAAGUCUUCCUACCACCGAGGCGAGGCUGGCCUCGCUACUGGCCUAAACCUUGAAGCGCCGAGCUUGGGAGCACGCUUUGCGCUGGCGGGUCACAGGCUUCUUGGUCAUAGUCAGUCGCUGGACGUCCGUCGUGCUGCUCUGGCCACGGGAGGCUCGGGAUGGUACCACCGUCAUCGCAUCCCUACUCAGCGUUACGCGGAAGUCAAAUGCUUGUGCACUCUCUUGUGGCCCUCGCGACCCCACCUCACGUGGAACUGCCCGAGGACAGCGGAGCAUCGGCAUGGCCUCCGGGGCCCCACGAACAGAGUCGAGGAGAGGCUGUUUGGUGCCCCCGUGCCUGAGUACCCCGCUGCCCCUGAUGGCAAUCAGGUCCCAGAGAUGGUGCAGGCCAUGAGGACCCACUUUUGCCUGGCCUUGACACAAGAUACCGACAAUCUCCUCGUCGCCACUGAUGGCAGUCACCAGCACGGUGUGGGUGCCUGUGCUGUGGCGACGGAGAGUGCGCGUGGAACCUUUUCUGCGGGCGACGACGCCGAAGACCAGUCCCCUUUUCGCUUUGAGAUGGUCGCGCUUAAUGCCCUGUUGCAGGCUCUUCCGCGCGGACAGCUUUAUCACAAAUCCACCGUGACCAUCCUGGUCGAUUGUCAAAGUGCCCUGGAUUCGGUCCAGUGCCCGGACAACAGCAAGCUUAAGUGUCUGGCUGAGCAGUCGGCUUCCUUGUUGCAGGCGCUGCGUCGGGACUACAAGGCAGUGCGCUUGGUGUGGGUUCCUUCCCAUGACAAGCGUCUCGACUGGCAACCGCCUUUCGGUCUCGACGACCGCCGGUGCAGAGACCUCAACAACAAAGCAGACCGCGCAGCUAACCAAAGACGUGACUCACGAGCUCAAGCUGCCUCCCGCGUGGCGUGGCAUCGCCGUCUUGACGAGGCUGAGCGCUGGGAAGUUGCUGCCAUCUCGGCGGCAGCAGCAUCGUCUGCCCUUCUGUAUGA